Messenger RNA from Lathyrus oleraceus (garden pea), 1215 nucleotides. RefSeq names its product zinc finger BED domain-containing protein RICESLEEPER 2-like. Bases 1 to 1215 code for a protein of 404 amino acids. NCBI's taxonomy places the organism in Eukaryota, Viridiplantae, Streptophyta, Magnoliopsida, Fabales, Fabaceae. Gene Ontology annotation, molecular function: protein dimerization activity. The transcript has 4 exons. The record is from RefSeq and is a predicted model, not a curated record.
AUGGAACUAUCAAAAGAGAAUUAUAAGCUUCACAGUUAUUCCAAACCACAAGCACUUACUACUGAAGAGGUGUUAAGGGAUUGGGGAAUUAGGAAUGUGUCUACCAUAACUGUUGAUAAUGCAACUUCAAAUGAUGUAGCUGUAGCAUAUUUGCAUAGAAAAAUAUCAACUAUGAAUGGGAUGAUGGGGGAUGGAAAAUGUUUUCAUAUGAGGUGUGCUGCUCACAUAUUGAACUUGGUGGUAAAUGAGGGUUUGAAAGAUAAGCAUUUGUCUAUUACUAGUGUUAGGGAUGUUGUUAGAUUUGUCAAGUCUUCCCCUCAUAGGGCAGCCAAGUUUAAAGAAUGCAUUGAAUUUGCUGGAAUAACUUGUAAAAAACUAGUAUGUCUCGAUGUUUCAACUCGUUGGAACGCGACAUAUUUGAUGCUUGAGGCUGCAGAGAAGUUUCAAGCUGCUUUUGAUAAGCUUGAGUAUGAAGAGUCGAGCUAUAGGGAGUUCUUUGGAAAAGGUAGUCCUCCUAGUAGUGAUGAUUGGGACAUUGUUAGAGCUUUUAUCUCUUUUUUAAAGUUAUUCUAUGAAGCAACUAAUGUUUUUUCCACCUCUCAAAGUGUGAGUUUGCAUAGUGCUUUUCACCAAGUGUCUGCGAUCUAUUGUGAGCUGAAGCAAGCUACUAUGAACUUGAAUGAUGUUUUUGCAAGUGGAGUUGGAUCUGUGUUUGCUAUCGGGUUGAUCAAAUCUAUAAAAGAGAGCUUACAAAAAUUGUAUGAUUGGUAUAAGAAAGCUUAUGACCAAAAUCAUAAUAGACAACCUAUUGGUAGUGGUGAAAACAAUGUUUCCAAUGAUGAAACAACAAUUAGCCGUCCUUCACUAAUGGCUAGAGUCAAUGCUUUUGAGCAACAUUUAGAGGAACAAGACUCGAUUGAUCAACAAAAUGAGCUUGAGGGUUUUUACUCUAGUAAGUGUGUCAAAAGGGAUCCUAAAUUUGACCUUCUUGUAUGGUGGAAACACAAUUCAACACAAUAUCCUAUUUUAUCUACAAUAGCUAAAGAUAUUUUUGUCACACCAGUGUCUACUCCGUCUUUUAGCUAUUUCAAAGACUUGAACCUCAUGGAAGAUUUUGAGCUUUCUGAAGAUAUUAUAGCAGAAUUUGAAGAAAUUUCUUCUGCAACAAGAAGAGGAUCUUUACCGUCUCAGCCACAACCUUCUGGUUGUGCUUGA